Coregonus sp. 'balchen' is the source of this 3858-nucleotide messenger RNA. The record is from the annotation of a GenBank genome assembly. Lineage: Eukaryota; Metazoa; Chordata; Actinopteri; Salmoniformes; Salmonidae.
AUGACUGAGUAUAAGCUUGUUGUGGUGGGUGCUGGAGGUGUGGGGAAGAGUGCCUUAACUAUCCAACUCAUCCAGAAUCACUUUGUGGAUGAAUACGACCCCACCAUCGAGGUGAAUUGCAGGUGUUUGUCUGUAUGUGUGAAUCUUAAAGGGCAACCUCAUAUCUCCAACCCCAAACCAGUGUCUACAUAUGUGGAAAACAGCACGUUUCUAUGAUCUGUAGUUAAAAAGGAUAAGAAGGGUUCCUAAAAAAAGGAUGUUAUUUUUGUUGCUCAAAUCAAUGUUUAAAAAAAACUUUUGAUGUCAUUGGGUCUUAUCUUUCUUUUUUUCGUAGAAAUGUGCUGUUUUCCGCAUAAGUAGACACUGGUUUGGUGCUGGAGAUAAUGAAUAUGAGGUUAGAAAGUUGUGAAGUUGCCCUUUAAUAGUAGGCUAAUUCGAUUGAAAUCGCCUGCUUCAAAUGUAACAACCCACUAUAUGCAACUUGCAUAUAGAGUCUAUGUAGAUUCUAUUCUAUAAGUAUCUAUCCACAAUCUCCUGAUGGUAAAAUAUUUACGUUAGGAUAAAUGUUGCCUCUAGCAAAAUGGUUCCAAUAAUUUACAGAGUGGAUCCGUAAGCUAUGAGGGUGGCAAAGGGGGAGUGAUGAUUACUUUCCAAGCGUGUUGUUAUGAUCAUGCUUUCCAAUCCAUUCAGAUUCACACCAGUACCUAUGGGUCAGUGGUAGGAGUCUAUUUGAAAUUAGCACCUGUUGCCUUUGUGACUGACAAGUCCCCCGACCUGGGUCAUGUUCAUUAGGGCAGCGGUUCCCAACUCCAGUCUUCGAGUACCCCCAACAGUACACAUUUUUAUUGUAGCCCCCGGACAAGCACACCUGAUUCAACUUGUCAACUAAUCAUCAGGCCCUCAAUGAGUUGAAUCAGGUGAGUUUGUCCAGGGCUACAAGAAAAAUGUGUGCUGUUGGGUGUACUCGACGACCAGAGUUGGGAACCACUGCAUUAGGGCAUGCAACAGAAAACAGAAAAAAAAGACAGUUUUGCAAUGGAAAACAAAAAUACACGUUUUCUCAUUGGACAAGUCCAGGUAGUCCCUCCCUGUUUCAGCCCGUUUCCUUCCGUUUGGUGCCUAAUGAACACACCCCUAUUUUAGGACUUGUACUAGGUUGAAGAUACCCAGGUUAGGACAAGCUUUUGAAAAUAAACAAACUGAUGGGACCAGCAUUGCGUAAUAGCAUCGCUGCUCUCAUUGUUUCGAAUUCUUCCUCAUUUAUGCAAAGAGUUAUGGGAUAUUAGAAUCCCGGUGUUAAGCUUUGUUACGUUCAACCUAGGACUCGUACAGGAAGCAGGUGGUGAUUGACGGAGAGACGUGUCUGCUGGACAUCCUGGACACAGCAGGUCAGGAGGAGUACAGCGCCAUGAGGGACCAGUACAUGAGGACAGGGGAGGGCUUCCUCUGUGUGUUCGCCAUCAACAACAUCAAGUCCUUUGAGGACGUUCACCUGUACAGGUACUGACUGUCUGUCACAGUGACUGCUGUCCUACACCUGGAGUGUGUUCAUUAGUCACAGACCGUAGUGAAAUGUUUGGCCUGUUUGCGAAACGUUUUGUAAUGGAAACCGUUUACUCUAGGAAGCAAACAGAACAAAACGGGGAGGGACCUACUUGAAUUUGUCCAAUAGAAACUCUAGUUUUUGUUGCAAAGCGGUUUCCGUUUGGAGUAAACUAUUUCUGAUCAUUUGAACCAUGUCGGUUCCCGUCCGGCCGGGCGUACAUGGAAGAACUGUUGUCACCUAAUUUACAACGGAGAUGAGGCUUUGGAAUUGAAAGUAGAUUUAGAUGUUUAUUUCAUGUCCAUUUGUUUGACACAUGACUCUCUCUCUCUGUCCUAUUCUUCCUUUCCACUUCUCCCUCCUUUUUUCUCCCUCUCCCCCCCCUCCACAGAGAACAGAUCAACAGAGUGAAGGACAGUGACAGUGUGCCUAUGGUGCUGGUGGGGAACAAGAGUGACCUGGGGAGUCGCAGCGUGGAGAGCAGGCAGGCCCAGGAGCUGGCCCGCGGCUACGGUGUGCCUUUCGUGGAGACCUCCGCCAAAACCAGACAGGUGGGUUUUACAGCCAGGGGAACUACACAGGGGUGUAGUAGGAAUGUACCAGCUACACUGGAAGCAUAACCUUUGAGCAGCACUUGAACCACUUUAUCAAAUGUUCACAGGUGGGAAUCUUGAAAAUGGAACCAGAGUGUAAAUGUACACUGAGCAGCGCUAGCCUCUCUCUCUACUCCUACUUCUCUCACUCUGCAGAAAUGAUAGGUCCAUGUAGCAGGUCUGUUGGGCCUCAAACUGGACAAGGGAGGGAAGAGGAGAUGCUAGACCAUUGAGAUGGCCCCCUGUGUUGUCCUGACAGACUCCUAGAGCCCCCUGUGUUGUCCUGACAGACUCCUAGAGCCCCCUGUGUUGUCCUGACAGACUCCUAGAGCCCCCUGUGUUGUCCUGACAGACUCCUAGAGCCCCCUGUGUUGUCCUGACAGACUCCUAGAGCCCCCUGUGUUGUCCUGACAGACUCCUAGAGCCCCCUGUGUUGUCCUGACAGACUCCUAGAGCCCCCUGUGUUGUCCUGACAGACUCCUAGAGCCCCCUGUGUUGUCCUGACAGACUCCUAGAGCCCCCUGUGAUGUCCUAUAGCCCCUGUGUUGUCCUGACAGACUCCUAUGUCUUAAAGGCUAAUGUGUGUUUUGUGUAAAUGAUUUGAAUAAACUCUUCAACUGACUCACCAAAGGUAUUGGGUAACAUGACACAUUUGUACACUGCAGUCAUGACAGUAUCUAUGAGGGCACAAAUGGGAUAACUUUUGUUAUUGGAUACAUUCAGGUAGCACUAUCCUAUUCUACUCUGAACAUUUGCUCUGUUUUUGAGUACUGAAGGCGACCCAGCUGCAUUCAAUCACUCUACAUGUGAGUGUAAACUUUCUCCAUUCUUUCAUUCUGUCUUCCAGGGAGUGGAGGAGGCGUUCUACUCUCUAGUCAGGGAGAUCAGGAGGUAUAAGGAAACCAACCGCAGCAACAAGAAGAGCAAGAAAAGCACUCAGAGACGUUGCACCAUUCUAUAACACCACACACACUGCACAUAGCCCUAUAACCCCUUCACACACAGCAGUUCCUUUACGACAUGGGAGACGUCACCUCUCGUAUUGACAGUGGAUCCGGAAUGGUGAACGCAUCAAGUUCCACUUUCUGUCAUUAGUGUCGUCGCUGUAGUAACGGAAACUUCACUUCCUGUUGCUUGUCAUUGGCUGCUCCAUUAGUAUUGUGACUUCAGUUUAUCCAUGUUGUUUUUUGACAGUUGUAACAAGAAACUAGAUGUUGUAGCGUUGAGGGGAUUUAUAGACUGGGUUUAAAGCCACCAUAUUUGGGAUGUCUUCGGUUGGUUUAAAUAUGAACGUCACUUUACUGCCCCUAGUGGUAAACGUCUCUUAGGGAGGUAAUUCAUUCAUUGAUUAAUUAAUGGCCCAAGUCACAUAGCUACACAUUCCAAAUGAUCAUCUUGUUUCUUUUUUCACCAUGGGGGGGGGAAAAAAAGCAAUUUUGGUCUUUGCCAACAUGUGUUCUGCAUUGUAAGAAGCCAGUGUAGGCUAGCUAUUCAUGCAUUCCAAGUUAGUUUUCUCUUCAAUAUUUACACACAGAAGUGGCUAUCUCUGUUACUGUCUGUUAAACGCCUCCGCAGGGUUGUAACAGAGAAGGUAUUUUGGUCCUCACUAGCCUCACCAAUCUCUCGUUUUCUGUAUAUAUAUAUUUUUAUCCAAUCACUGAAAGUCGAAGGCCACCGCUCUCUAUUGUGUCAUUAGGCAGCGUUUACACAGGCAGCCCAAUU